Messenger RNA from Dipodomys ordii (Ord's kangaroo rat), 939 nucleotides. RefSeq names its product olfactory receptor 1020-like. Gene Ontology annotation, molecular function: G protein-coupled receptor activity; olfactory receptor activity. Gene Ontology annotation, biological process: G protein-coupled receptor signaling pathway. NCBI's taxonomy places the organism in Eukaryota, Metazoa, Chordata, Mammalia, Rodentia, Heteromyidae. The coding region runs from base 1 to 939 and encodes 312 amino acids. The record is from RefSeq and is a predicted model, not a curated record. The transcript has a single exon. Gene Ontology annotation, cellular component: membrane.
AUGAGCAAUCAGACACAUGUCAGGGAAUUCAUCUUCCUGGCAUUUUCCAACCACCCCAACCUCCAGGGCUUGUUCUUCCUGGUCUUCCUGACCCUUUACCUGACAGCCGUGCUGGGGAACACGCUCAUCAUCCUGGCCAUCCAAGCCAGCCCCGCGCUCCACACCCCCAUGUACUUCUUCCUCAGCCACCUGAGUUUUCUGGACCUCUGCUACACGUCCACCACCAUGCCCGGAACGCUGGUAAACUUCUUCCGACAGGAGAAAACCAUCUCCUACGAGGGCUGCCUCACCCAGAUCUUUUUCUUCGUGGCCUGUGCUGGCACGGAGUGCGUCUUACUGGCCGCCAUGGCCUAUGAUCGCUGCGUGGCCAUCUGCCACCCUCUCCAGUACCCAACGCUCAUGCGUGCGCACGUGUGUGUGGGCUUGGUGGCUGGGUCAUGGCUAUGUGGGCUGGUGAACUCGGCCACGCACACGGCGCUGACCUCCACGCUCACUCUGUGCGGCCCCAACCACAUCAGCCACUUCCUCUGUGACGUCCCGCUGCUCCUGAAGCUGUCCUGCUCCGACCCCACGGUGAAUGAAUCCGUGCUCCACGCGGCCAGCGCUACCAUCGGCCUCAGCCCCUGCCUCUUCACCGCAGCCUCCUACCUGCUCAUCCUGUCCGCCAUCCUCAAGAUGCCCUCCGCCCAGGGCAGGAGCAAGGCCUUCUCCACCUGCGCCUCCCACCUCACCGUGGUGGUGGUCUUCUACGGAAUGGCCAACUUCAAUUAUGACAGGCCCAGAGAGGGCUACUCGCUGGACGUGGACAUCCUGGUCUCUGUGCUCUUCUGCGUGGUCACCCCCAUGUUGAACCCUGUCAUCUACAGCCUGAGGAACAAGGAGGUCAAGGGCGCCUUGAGGAAGCUUGCUGGAGAGUGUGCGUGCGUCCCCUGGCAAUAA